Messenger RNA from Aedes albopictus (Asian tiger mosquito), 1644 nucleotides. RefSeq lists its product as uncharacterized. The transcript is spliced from 2 exons. Bases 887 to 1432 code for a protein of 181 amino acids. The record is from RefSeq and is a predicted model, not a curated record. NCBI's taxonomy places the organism in Eukaryota, Metazoa, Arthropoda, Insecta, Diptera, Culicidae.
UGGGUAAAGUAUGAGCAUGAGUGAAAACUUAUGCAAUGCUGCAAUCGAAUUGCAGUUUUAAUAGAUUAUUGUUCGAGCCGGCGAAGGCCAUAACCGAACAAAAAAAAAAAACAAAAUGUGACUAUUGUGAUAAGUAACUGAACAGGAUUUUGUCCAUUGUCAGUUACACCUUGAGUGGUUGAGUCGAGUACAGCUCAUGACCUUCCAGUUAAAUUUUUGAACCGGUAAUGAAAAGCCCAUGGUCAAAAAUUGAAAGGUAAAAUGAUACGCUGAGUAUAGCUCAUAGCUAUAGUUACGUUGAGUUUGGCUCAUAACUAAAAAAAAAAGAAACGUCCAACACUGGAAAAUGAGGCUUGCAAAAUAAAACCAAGAAGUGAGCUGCACUGUGUGGAAGUAAGUGACGUUGGUUUUGUGCAACAUGCAUUUAUACGAAAAGGGAGAAAAGAGACAAGCUACGGGCUUAAUUGUGGAAAAGGAAAGAACAACACAACACAUUGCCAGGAAAAAAAACCUAAGACUCGAGUAAAAUUACAAUUUAUGCACAAAAUUUCCUUACAUAUUUACGGUGGCAUUUAUUUAGCGUGUAUAUGUUGGUGCGUUCCAUACUUUUAACGUAGGUUUGCUAACCUUCAUGCCAGUAGCUCUCGUGAGUGGAAACUCCAUCUGUCUCUCUCCAACUGUCAUUCUCUAGCAAGUAGAAAUGAGACAGCAAGGCACAUCAGAUGCAGCGCAAAAAGCUGAGGUGCGGCUGUAGAGCGAAAAAAUUGUUUCCGUACGACGACGCUAGCAUGUGCAACGACAAAGGUUCUAGCAGGUUUUUGUUUGUGCGUGAAAAUUACUUGAUUAACCGCGGUAAAGUUUUCCUUCCGGUUGAGUAUUACGUGAAAUGAGUGGUCAUUGGCGAGAAAGUGACCGUUCAUCGUCGGACGAUUCGGAUGCGGAGGACAGGAAAAUUUACGUGCCACUACGCGAUACGACGACCACGGCUCGAAGCCUAUCGCAGCCGAAAUCGGAGUGGUUGUCCGGUACAUGGCCAUUGAAACCUUUCGAUGAAACUUUGCCGACUAACAAACGAAAGGCGGAAUGGAUUCGGUUCCGUGACCAAUUUGAAAGAAUCGUGUCGUGUAAAGCGCCUGUUGGAUCAAGUACGAGGCUCACAGGAAUGAAAAUAUUUGCCGGAAAUUAUUUGUUGAGCAUUAUCGAGCUACAUGAAGAGCUCUUGGCGGCGGACUCGACCGACGUGUACUUUGAUACAGUUUCGGCACUGAACAGGUAUUUCAAUCAGACGUGUGACUCGGCUAAGGAACGCUUGAAGUUUCGCGAGAUGCGCAUGAGCGUAAACGAAUCUUUUGGAGACUGGGUGCUGCGGCUCGAAGCACAAGCAAAACUUUGCGAUUUCGCUGGCCAACAACGCGAGGAGGAGUUUGUAUAAGCUCUUUUGAGACGUUCCAUCCCCGAAAUCGCCGACAAACUGUAUGAGAUGUCCGACGUCUUCGAGAAUGAUCUUCAGCGAAUCAUCAAGCAUGGCAAGCACUUGGACUAUAUCCGAGCUGAAGCGGCCGACCAGAACAGAGCACCAAAGGAUGCGCCAAGCAGCUCAAAUGCAGAAAGGAGUGUGGAAAAUUUUGAGACUCGGCCAGUGAA